UGAAUUUGGCCAGUAUAUGUUAGCUGCAUCAAUUAAUGAAAAAAUUGACCAAUAUAAACAUAUAAUUAAUGAUGAUAUUACUGUUGCAUCAAUUCUUGACCUACAAACCAAAUUAUUGCUCUUUGAAAUAGGACAGGAAACCACUGAUGCAGUUAAUAAAGUUAGAGAAGUAUUCAAUCAGUAUCAUACUACAUUAACUGAUAAGCAAGCUUACAACCUGUAUAUUAAUAAAGAUGAUAUUAGUACAACACGUAAUUACUUUAAGGGACUUAAACGAUGUUGUUUAGAAUCAGGUUAUAAAACAAAUCGAACCUCUGCUAAUGAAUUAGAGUGA
Messenger RNA from Dentiscutata heterogama, 334 nucleotides. NCBI's taxonomy places the organism in Eukaryota, Fungi, Glomeromycota, Glomeromycetes, Diversisporales, Gigasporaceae. The record is from the annotation of a GenBank genome assembly.